AUGGCUCCAACCAUUCGCAUGACAGUUGCCGUUCUUGGAGCUACCGGACAGCAGGGUGGCUCUGUUGCUCGGGAGCUCUUGGCAUAUCCUGAAAGAUACCUUGUACGCGUUCUGACGCGCAACGCAACUUCAUCAAAGGCAUUGGAUCUUACCAAUCUUGGAGCUGAGAUUCGAACUGCGGAUCUUAAUGACCAUCAAAGCCUUCGCCCUGCUCUCGAUGGAGCUCAAAUCAUCUUUGCUAUGACAGACUUUUGGCAGUCUAUGUCGGCAGAUGUGGAGGAGUCCCAAGGCAAAUCUUUGAUGGAUAUCCUAUCUUCUUUACCACAGCUGGAGCAUCUUAUUUGGGCAUCUUUGCCCGACGGCCGGAAGAUUUCGGACGGGAAAUACUCCAACAUCUUCCAUUGGCAGAGCAAAGCUGCCGUCACUGGCUACAUUCGUGAUUCAAAACCGGGUCUGUGGGAAAAGACGACCGAAAUUCUUUUUCCCAACUACUUUGAGAAUUGUCUCACUGCUCCUUCUCGCUAUUUGCCCGUGAAGAUAAAUGAUGUCUAUAUCCGCUCUUUCCCCCUUAGUCCAGGAACUACACUGCCAAACGUGGCAAUUGAGGAUACGGGAAAACUGGUGGACUAUGUGAUUCGUCAUGGCAGUACCUACCAAACAAAGACGAUUACCUUUUUCUCUGAAGAACUAAGUGAAGCUGAGAAAGCGGCAACUAUUGGUAGAAUCUACGACAUUCCCGUGAAAUACAAGAAAAUUACUAGCGAAGAAUUCCAAGCAACACUCACGGACAUGGACCCUACAACGGCUCUGGAUUUUACAGAGCAAUUGAUGAUUUUCGAAGACUGUGGAAUGAUCUACAAUCGACCGGAAUUCAUUCAGGCUAACAAAUUGCCUGGGCUGAAACUGAAAUCUUGGGAGGAAUUUGUUACAUCCAACGAUGUUUUAUCCUAUAUUAUUGACGGCUGA
Talaromyces rugulosus is the source of this 966-nucleotide messenger RNA. RefSeq lists its product as uncharacterized. The transcript is spliced from 5 exons. Lineage: Eukaryota; Fungi; Ascomycota; Eurotiomycetes; Eurotiales; Trichocomaceae. Bases 1 to 966 code for a protein of 321 amino acids. The record is from RefSeq and is a predicted model, not a curated record.